AUGGACGACAGACCACACAAAGCACAUCGGCCUGCGCAGUCAGGAAACAAACACGAAAAGAAGGAGAAAGGAAAGGGAAAGCAGAAACAGCACGGUUUCAAUGAAAAAGCAUUCGCACCCAAGUCGGGGCGCAGAGCGGACAGACAGGGUCGCCGCAACGUCGAGCGGGACCAGACCAGACUCCAUGUACCAUUGGUGAACCGUACACCAGACGACGACCCGCCCCCGGUCAUCAUUGCCAUCGUUGGGCCUUCCGGUGUCGGCAAAACCACACUGCUCAAGAGUCUCGUACGGCGGUACUCCAAACAGACGCUGAACGAGGCAAAGGGGCCUAUCACCAUUGUCAGCGGCAAGAAGCGCAGACUGACGUUUAUCGAAUGCAACAAUGACCUCAACAGUAUGAUUGAUAUUGGCAAGAUUGCCGAUUUGGUGCUGCUCAUGGUCGAUGGUUCUUUCGGGUUUGAAAUGGAAACAUUCGAGUUUCUCAACAUCCUCCAGUCGCACGGUUUCCCCAAAGUCAUAGGCAUCCUCACCCAUCUCGACCUCAUCAAAAAAGCCCAAACGCUCAAAGACACCAAAAAAGCUCUCAAAAAGCGCUUCUGGACCGAGAUCUACCAGGGCGCAAAGCUCUUCUACCUCUCCGGCGUGCUCAACGGGCGCUACCCCGACACCGAGAUCAUGAACCUCUCGCGGUUCAUCUCCGUGAUGAAGUUCCGCCCCCUCGUCUUCCGCAACACCCACCCAUACCUCCUCGCAGACCGCCUCGAGGACCUGACACCGCGCGAGGAAGUGCGCAGCUCCAAAGGCAAAUGCGAUCGCACUGUAACAGUGUACGGAUACGUGCGCGGCACGAAUCUGCGUCUGGGCACCAAAGUGCACAUUCCCGGCGUAGGCGACCUCGAGAUGAGCGGGGUGACGGUGCUGGGUGAUCCAUGCCCGCUGCCAACGGCCGAGUCGGAGAAGAAGCGCAAGCUGAGCGAGAAGAAGAAGCUGCUGAUACACGCGCCGAUGAGCGAUGUGGGCGGGGUGAUGUACGACAAGGAUGCGGUGUGGGUGAAUGUUCCGGGGAGCUUUACCAGAGGGAAUACGGACGUGCCUCAAGGCGAAGGAGAGCAAAUGGUCAUGGACCUCCAAGACGUCAACCAGACUCUCGAAGACCGCGUCGCGCAGAGCAGCAUCCGACUCUUUGGCACAUCCUCACAGGCCCUCAGGGUCGACCCAACAUCCUCAGCCUCUGACGACGAAGAUGAAGACGACUUUGACGUUUCCGGGUCGGAAGAGGAAGACGAGUCCGGCAUCGACUCGGAAGAUGACGACGAAGAAGAGGGUGAAGACGAAGACGAAGAAAUUCCCCGCAAUGCGCAAAACACUGGCCGCCAGGGCCGUCGCACUGUCACACGCAGCUUACCCUCGUCCGUCAAAGAGCGAACAGACAUCCAGUACGCAGAAUCCGAUUCGGACCUCGGCGAGGACGAAGACCAGUUCACGUCGCGGCGCGUGCGGAUGGACGAUGAGGAAGGGGACCACGACAUACCUAGCGAUGAGGACGACGAGGAUGAGGAGGCGGAAGAAGAUGACGACGAGGAAUCGAUUCCGAAAUGGAAAUCCAACCUCUCCUCGCGCGCGCAACAGCUCGCCGAAAACUCCAGAAAACCGAAACGGAAAGACUGGACGAAGCUCAUCUACACGUCUACGCUCACACCCGACGAGAUCCUGCACGGGCAGAAACAAACAGAGGUCGAUGAAGACGAGGAUGAUUUUUUCCAGGUGAAAAAGAAGGCUGCGGACGAGGAAGAUGCGGAGGCGCUGGAUAAGAGCAAAGAGCCAGUGGAUGUCGAGGCACUUAAGAAGUGGGAGGACGAGGAGAUGUUGGAUUCAAUACGACGGUUGUUCAUUACUGGCGGGGACACCGUGGGCGAAGAUGAUGAGGGAACGUUCCAAGACGAGGAGGGGGGCUUCGGUGCCGAAGACGAAGACGGGGAAGGCGGCGGCGGCGAAGAUGAGGAAGGUGAUGAAGCAGGCCCCUCACACUCCAAACCCAAAGAUGGGAAGCUCUCUCGCGCCGAAGCACUCGCACGCAAAAAAGAGAUCCUGAAGCGCAAAUUCGACGAACAAUACGACGACCCCGAAAGCGCCAAAACCGACUUCUACACCGAGAAAAAGGACGAAAUGGCGCAGCAGCUCGCGUUGAACCGCGCCGAGUUUGAGGGUGUCGACGCUGAAGCUCGCGCGCUCGUUGAGGGUUUCCGCCCGGGCCAAUACGUGCGCGUCGAGCUGCGCAAUGUGCCGUGCGAGAUGAUAAACAACUUCGACCCCACGUUCCCCAUCGUCGUCGGCGGCCUGCUUCCCGCGGAGGAGAGAUUCGGGAUCGUGCAGGUGCGCAUCAAGCGGCACAGAUGGUUCACACGCACGCUCAAGACGAACGACCCGCUCAUCUUCAGUUUGGGGUGGAGAAGGUUCCAAAGUAUCCCAAUUUACUCCCUGGACGACCAUUCGAUUCGUAUGCGCAUGCUCAAGUACACACCGGAGCAUAUGCAUUGUUACGCGACCUUCUAUGGACCCGUGACGCUCCCAAACACUGGUUUUUGCGCGUUCAAUUCGCUCGGCGCUGAUACACCAGGCUUCAGGGUGUCUGCAACGGGCGUGGUGCUGGACAUCGACCGCUCGGCAAAGAUUGUGAAAAAGAUCAAGCUGACGGGCACGGCGUACAAGAUCUUCAGGAACACUGCAUUCAUAAAGGAUAUGUUCACGACGGCUCUGGAGGUAGCCAAGUUUGAGGGCGCGAAUAUCAGGACGGUGUCUGGAAUCAGAGGGCAGAUUAAAAAGGCUCUACCGAAGCCCGAUGGUGCAUUCCGUGCGACGUUUGAAGAUAAGAUUCUCAAGAGCGACAUCAUCUUCCUGCGCGCAUGGUACUCCAUUCAACCCCGUAAAUUCUACAAUCCCGUUACCUCCCUCCUACUAUCCGAAAAGUCCUCCUGGACAGGUAUGCGCCUGACUGGACAAAUCCGCCGAGAUGAGGGUCUCAAAACUCCUCUCAACGUCAACUCGACGUACAAAAAGGUCGAGCGCGCGCCGCGUCGCUUCAACCCGCUCAUUGUACCGAAGAAGCUGCAGGCGGCAUUGCCUUAUGCAUCCAAGCCCAAGCUGAUGAAGCCACAGAAACAUAUGACGUACCUCCAAAAACGCGCGGUGGUGAUGGAGCCUGAGGAGAAGAAGGCGCUGGCGCUGAUGCAGCAGAUCCGCGCGCUGCGCAAGGACCAGGUUGCGCGUCGGCAUGAGAAGAAAGAGGAGAAGAAAGCCGAGAGGGCGAAGAAGUUGGAGAAGGAGGAGGCCAAGAAAGCGGAGAAGGAGAAAGAAAAGAAGAAGGAUGUGAUGCGUAUUGCAGGCCAGCGGAGUAAGCGCGAGGCAGAGAUGCAGGAGGGCGGCGGACGGGGCAAGAGACGGAAGACGUGA
Molecule: messenger RNA, 3453 nt
Organism: Psilocybe cubensis
Lineage: Eukaryota; Fungi; Basidiomycota; Agaricomycetes; Agaricales; Agrocybaceae
Exons: 4
Coding region: 1-3453 (1150 amino acids)
Biological process (GO): ribosome biogenesis; maturation of SSU-rRNA from tricistronic rRNA transcript (SSU-rRNA, 5.8S rRNA, LSU-rRNA); endonucleolytic cleavage of tricistronic rRNA transcript (SSU-rRNA, 5.8S rRNA, LSU-rRNA)
Cellular component (GO): 90S preribosome; nucleus
Molecular function (GO): GTP binding; GTPase activity; U3 snoRNA binding
Source: RefSeq, a predicted model, not a curated record